This is a messenger RNA of Acaulospora colombiana, 1033 nucleotides long. Lineage: Eukaryota; Fungi; Glomeromycota; Glomeromycetes; Diversisporales; Acaulosporaceae. The record is from the annotation of a GenBank genome assembly.
AUCUCCGUAUGGUCGCUUUGCUUCUCUUCGACAUUGGUAUUCACGGUCCGAACAAACUUCUGAGGCGGCGGAGGCCCGUCUUUUAAGUCGUCUCCAAUUUUUUUCAGUCGGAGGAAAGACGAUCGCCACUCCCGGAGAAUCAAAGACAGUUGCCCGAGUUGGAUUGGUUGAUCUGGAUGGGGAUGGCGUUAGAAAAAUUAAUACUUUGGUCAUUGAUCAAGUCGGCAAUGACUUUGAUGUUACUGAUCACAAAAUGACCAGAUCAGAAUAUAUUACUAAUAAUAAGCUUGGGUUUAACCCUGAGUCGCAAACUAAAGUUUCUGUCCAAUCGGGCACAACAACUACCGUCGAUAUUCCACCGAAGAAACAUAAUCUAGAUUCACUCGAGAAAUGGAGGCAGGUACAGAAAAUCGAGAAAAUGACAUUACUUGGUCAUUCUCUUGGAGGUUAUUUCGCUGCCGUAUACGCUUUAAAGUAUCCUCAAUAUGUGGAGCGUUUAAUUUUGGUGUCUCCUGCUGGAAUUCCGCCUAAUCCCUAUGAAAAUAAUAAAGAUUUGAAAAAUAGCACUGGCCGUACAAUACCUCGAUGGGUGAUAAAACUAUGGGAGGCUAACUUUACACCACAAUUAAUUAUGAGAUUGACGGGGCCUUUUGGUCCAUCAUUAGUCUCUCAAUAUACGUCCCGUCGAUUUGCUCAUCUCGACGAGCAAGAUCGGAUUGACUUGCAUGAUUAUCUUUAUCAUAUUUCUGCUGCACCUGGCAGUGGGGAAUAUGCUAUGUCGAGAAUUCUUGCACCAGGAGCCUAUGCGCGAAAGCCGCUGAUGAACCGAUUAGAAAAUUUGAAGAUGCCAACCGUUUUUAUGUAUGGAGAAGAAGAUUGGAUGGAUUAUCGUGCCGCUGAGGAAGCUCGUACAAAGAUGCAUGUUCCAACGGAAGUAAUUCGAAUCCCUAAUGCCGGUCAUCAUCUAUAUCUUGACAAUCCUGUUGAAUUCGAUAAAGCAGUAAUAUCCAUUAUGUUAGAGGUUGAGAAUUGA